CUUAACCUUUCUGAUGAAAUCUCCCGUUUGCAUCGAGCUUUUCUCUACUAGUCUUGAAAACGAGGAACAGGAAAAUCCACCGCCGAAUCUAUUCGCGAAUAACAGCUGUUUCAACGAGCAUCAAAUUGUUUUUUUUUCCCCGUAUUUCCAGACAUUUGUUGUGUUCCCUUUAGCACGAGACGUUUCAUCGAUUUAAAAAAAAAAACAAACAACGUUUGUUAAUUUGCUCACGCGCUAAACUCGAUACGUUCGCGGACGAGGAUCUACAUUAGCGACCAGCUAACAGCUAACCAGCUUCAGUUUUCGACUCCUAAACCAAAAUGGCUUGUAUAUCGACGUACGAAUUGGAAAGUGUGGACAAUGUCAGCUCGAUCUUGAUCAUCCCGUCGUCCUCUGUUGUCUCUCCUGUUCUCUGUAAGUGUGCGAGUGUAACGAAUCCUCAACGUACAUCUGCUGUAAAUUUGAACAUGGCGAGUGCCGGGAACAAUAUGGACGCCGACUGCCUUCAAUGCUGGGUCGCAUGGAGAGCUAACCGGCAACAUGCCCUCGCCGUUUAAACACUAUGGACACUUUGAGUAUUUGACGAUAUUAAAAACGGACAGUAUUCUGAACUGCGACACUUUGUCAUCGACUUUGUUAGUUCUUCAGUAGCUAAUAUUUAGCAGCAAGUGAAGUCAUAAGGUUUAUCAUUCGUUUGCUUGCUAACGUUAAUAUUGUACAACUGGCGCUACAACUUACUCCAACUACAGGUAUUUUAGCCAAUUUACUAGUUAACGUCUAAAGUCUUAACAUAUUCGUUUCAGUUAAUAAAGUCAACAUUAAACCAGGCUUGUCAAUAUUAAACUAGGAUCGUCAUAGGGGAAGGGAAAACUUUACUAGUUCACUAGCUAAGCGAUUAGCUGUUGUCGUCCCAUUCUUUCUGUGAUUUUCAUAAUUUUUUAAUUUUAAUAUUUUGAAAGAAUUAAUAUAUUACAAUGUAUAGAAGUAUGAGCUCAGAGGAACACUUCUCUAAGAAGGGUUCAUUGGCCACCUCUGCUAGUGUUGAGGUGGGGAGCGUUAGCUGGGCUAGCUCCUGGAUUAGCAUGCUGUCAGCACUGUCCAAGCCUGCAUGGUCGCUUCUUCAGAAAUAUCUGCCUGGAAAAUCGCAGACUUGCUCCAGCGAGGCAGGAAAAUCCAGCAUUGACUUUGGACAUAAGCUAAUAACAGGACUUGAUAACCUUAUGCCUCCUGACCAGAGUCCUACUCACCUGCGCGUAGCAUAUGUUCACUGUCAGCAUGAAAACGGCAGGUUUACCCCUUCCGGCGAUGUAGAAACUCUGAGCUGGUUGACUGCAGACACUCUGACAGAACUGGGGAUUCAGGACGCCGUGAAUAUGAAUUUUAAGGCUCCACAAACACCCCCAGUGGAACACCGGUACCUCGCAUCAACAAGGAAAAUUCUCAGUAGGUUUCUGGAAUCAAGAGAAGGAAAGCACACUGAGGUCAUGCAGCCCAAGCUGAGUGUUUCAUGUUCAAGCACAAGCGCCACUAACAGCUGGUGGUGGCAGGGACUUUGGAGGUCGGAUGUCCCUCAGAAUGCUCUCAAAACGCAGCCUGCUUUGUGCCAGACUAAAACCUCUGCUGGUGCUGAAACAAAGUCCCUGCAUUGUGGAAAACACCACAGUAGUGGUCAUUGUGAGCUGGGUUGCCAGAGGUCAGCUGUUGCAGUCGAUAAGCUGGAAGAACCAUCUAAACACAGCAACGAGGCUGAAUGGGCAUGUAGCGAAUGUGCUGGACUUUCACACCUCAAAGAGUCAGCUGACCAUACAAGCCUUUACACAGUCAGGCUGGAAUUUCUCCCCAGCUCCGACUACCUUCCAUCAGUUCAUGAACACAGCGUUGUAGAGCAUCAGGUUGGUACCAGAGCUGCUGCCGCCUGCAGUGAGGUGGCAGUUCUGACCCCGGACCAGGACAAUGGCUACUCUAGUUUGGAGGAAGAAAGUGCCAGUGCAAGGCAGUGUAAAAUGAACGGCAUAUAUGAACUGUUGGACGUGGAUGGUUCUACUGCUUCUCAGGCUGGCGAUCCUGGGCAUGGAGGAGAGGAAGACAAAUCUGCAGGGAAUACUCGUUGUGAGAGGGUUGAGAACGAAGAGGAAGAUGAGGAUGAGGAAAAAGCGCAGAACACCGAGCCUGCGAUUGUACAUGAGGCUUUGCCAGUUCAAUCCACCACUUGCUGUCAGAACAAAGCGAUCUCUUUCAUCAUGGGCAGCCCAUGCAGUGACGAGUCGGACAUGGACAACAGUGUUCGGGACAGUGACGACGAUGAUGGCUUUGACAGCGACGUCUUAGACAGCAGUUCUGACUCGGAGGACCUAGAUGAUAGUGAUGAUGAGGAUGAAGAGGAUUCAGAAUCUGAUGAAUUGGAUUCUGAGAGUGAGAGAUUGUUGAAUUCAUUGUUUCAAACGAAGGACCCCUAUAACCCACGCAAUUUCACAGCCUCUAUCCGGACAUCCCAGAAACUCUGUGAAUCUGCCUCAAGUUCGUGCCCAAUGGGAUCCCCAGUAGAGCCUGAUUCUCUUUUGUGUUCCACCUCAUCAUCCCCUCCUUCACCUCUGGAAGAAUCCCAGAAAGAUGAGGAGUCCAGUGAAGAAGCCUGUUCAUCAAUGGAUGAAGCGGAGAGCCUGAGGCUUUGGAACUCGUUCAGCUGCUCAUCAGAUCCCUACAGUCCCCUGAACUUUCAGGCGGCAAUCAGGACUCUGCAGCCAGCCAGACAGCGUUGUAAGAAAGAGAAACCUGUCGAGCCUCUGGUCUAUAGGAAAGAGGAGGCAGAGGAGAGGAUGGACAGUGGAUUCUCAGAGGCAGCUCUUGUCCAGGGCCUUGGAAGUGCCGGAGUUGUCAGGUUGAAAAAGGUGACGUUCAUAGAGGAGGUGGAGGAGUUCUAUGCCAGCAGCGACGAGGAGCGGAGCAGCCCGUGGGAAGAAUACGCUCGUGACCGCUGUCGCUUUCAGCGUCGCGUUCAGGAGGUGGAGGAGAGCAUCAGCUACUGCCUGACUCCCAGCUUCCGCCUUAACAUCUUUCAAAGACGCUAUUCUAGUAGCUGAUUUAACAUUUUGUUUGUUGUUUGCUUUUGCUUUUUUUUUUUUUAAUAGUUAUUUUUAAUUGCGCAAGAUAAAUUCUAUACAUAUCGGGUCUAAUUCAGGGUGAAGAGGAGCAGAAAUGAAAAUGGAAGGCAUAAAGACUCCCGUGUUGCAGUUUCAUCCGUGUUAGGCUUUAACACUUCACUGAGUCAUACAGUAAAGAACCACUAUUCUGUUCUGAGGAGAGCUUCGUUAAGCCAUGCAGCUUCUCGAACACCACAACCACAAGCAACAAAGUGAAGAAUGAAGUUUGUUUGUACGAUGGCUGGGGUCACAGUUUUGAUGAAAAAGAAAGCUUUGAAACGCUUUUGAAAUAUUUUCAUCUCUAGGUAUUGUUUAAGAGCCACUAAUGCACUAAAUCUGAAUUGCUUCAUGAACUGUCUUAACUUCAUCUGUAUUAGUGCAUCAGUAUUGAACUCUUACCCUUUAUAGUGUUAGAAUAACCUGUUGCCUUCGUGUCCUACCAGGAUUUUAGCUCAGCUGUGUUUAGAUGAGGUGGGUAUGUGUUGUUUUGUCCCUGUUGUAAAAUGUUUUGGCAUAAGCUUUUCAUGCUAAUACCAUCUUGGUUUUCCAUGAGUUGUGCCAUACAACUGAAAUUUGGAGUAUUUCAUAAUUAGCGCUACGCAACUUGGCAUGCGUCUUUUUGUGCCAAAAAAUGUUUGUUUAUUCAAAUUCUUUUCCCUUUCUGGUAGAAAUAUGACUCCAGACAUGCUACGUGUCUUCUCGGAGUAAGGGACAUUUAAUAACCCUGGGUCAAAUGUCCCAGCCUUUCUAAAUGCAGCUGUAAAACCUGUUCACUAAUGAACCUGCAAGCCAAAGAUAGCACUUGAGUUCUGUACAGCUCACGUAGUGGAAGCUCACUAGUACACGAGUAAUGUGGAUAAGGAACACAAAUGAGUUCAGCAGUAUCUGUUCCUGAGUCUGAGGACGGCCGGGUCUUCCUUCACGCUCCGAAUUUGCAUGGUCCUGUAUAAGCGUACAGCCCCAGCAUUCAUUACCUUCUAAAACCCGCUUGACUUUCUAGUGCUUGAGAAUCACUGUGGUGUGUAUCGUGUCUUAACCGAGAGGUCGUGUGUCUGUAGUCUCAACUGUGGCAGCUGUGACCCAAGUGGCUGGAUUUUGUGUAUGACUAAAAAGAAAAUGCAGGGAGCUAAAUGCAUGAUCUAUUGAAAUGAUAUGCUUGAUGUCAAAGCAUAGGGUUAAUCUGUAUAAUUAACAUGUUUUACAUGUUUUAUUUUUCUAAAACAAGUUAGGUUACUAUAGUUAUUCAGCAUUUAUUCUGGUCUUUUGUCUUAAUCAGUUUAACAUACAAAUAAAACUAUUAUUUAAAUUGA
Molecule: messenger RNA, 4450 nt
Organism: Tachysurus fulvidraco (yellow catfish)
Lineage: Eukaryota; Metazoa; Chordata; Actinopteri; Siluriformes; Bagridae
Gene: ppp1r15b
Exons: 2
Coding region: 975-3080 (701 amino acids)
Biological process (GO): response to endoplasmic reticulum stress
Cellular component (GO): endoplasmic reticulum; protein phosphatase type 1 complex
Molecular function (GO): protein phosphatase regulator activity
Source: RefSeq, a predicted model, not a curated record